Messenger RNA from Cinara cedri, 29499 nucleotides. The record is from the annotation of a GenBank genome assembly. NCBI's taxonomy places the organism in Eukaryota, Metazoa, Arthropoda, Insecta, Hemiptera, Aphididae.
AUGAACGGAUUCGGUUACAACGAAGUAUGUGACGAUUCGACGGGAGGGGAUGUACAAAUUAACAAUGAAACUUCUGUUGCAACAAUUAGUUGUAAUUAUACAAUAAACAGUACAGAUUCGUAUCUGGAACGUGAGUACUCCGACAUGUUAUAAUGAAUAAGUUCGAAAUAUUUCUUCGUAAACAUAUUUGUUACGCUGACGUUAUUGUAACCAAACGUUGUUUUAAGAUCAAUUUUAAAAUAUCUAGAUAAGUGAUGAUUGCUUUUGCGCUAUCUAAAUUUUAUUGGAGCUGGAUUUAAUUUAGACGAGUUGUUAAUUGACAGAAAAUAAAAAAGGCGAUAGUUCUCAACUGUAGGAUACGUAGAGUAAUUUAAUUUAUAUUAAUACACAACGAUAUAUUAACACUAAUGAAAUGUCGUUUUUCGAUUGAGCCAAUAUUUCUGGUAAAAAUCAUAAUGUAUAAACAUUUUAAACGCCUAAUAAAAUCGUAAAGCCGUAAAUUUUUCAGUAUUUAUUUUACUUUUUUCAGAUUUUUCCCGAUUAUUAUGAAAACUGCUUGAAAAAUGACUUAACUUCUCAGUAACAAGAUUUAAAAUACAAUAAAAAAGGCCUCUAGGAAUUUUUCGAUUAAAGCAAGGUUUCUGGUAGAUAACACAAUGUUUAAAAAUUGAAAAUUAUGAAAUCGACAUCGUCGCGUUGCACAAAGUUCUGAAAUUUGAAUUAGCUUACAUUAAUUUAUUACCUUCUAAAAGUGAGUUAAACAAUUUACUCAAAAAAUCAAUUCUUAUUAUUUUUUAAGCACUUAAUAUAAAUCUCAGAAUUUUAGUGAUCUCCGUUUUUAAGGAACAGUAAGAAGUUCUAGGGCGGUACUAUUUAAUUGUUUUACAUUUUUCACAAUCUAUUAUGUGUUUGUAAGGGUGCUAUAUUUCAUUAUUUAUUUAAAUUUAAAUUAAUAAUUGUAAAAUACAUAUUUUAUUUUUUUUUCAACCAUGCAUCUAUAAUAAAUUCCUCGAAUUCAUAACUUUUGGAUAUUUAAAUGUUAAAUUGGGACUUUUCGGAUUCUGGAGAAUCCGUCUUUAUGUCACGCACAUCACCUGCAAACACACAAUCGCUUAUACACUUAUUGUAUUAUUAUAUAUUAUUUAGGCACUGUAUUUUAUUUUACACGCUAUAUACCGCGAUUACAGGGUAUUUCAACGGUUCAAACACGGCCUCGUACAAUUUUCCAAUACGAGUGUUCUAAAGUAUCAAAAAUUAUAUCAUAUCAUAAACAUACAUGUAGAAUUUUUUUUUUUUGAAAUACCUUAUUUUUAUUUCUUAUAAAAAACCCGUUUUGUAUAGUUUUUGCGUUUACGUCUAAAAGGCGGAAAAAAUUUCACGUUUGUAUGUCUAUGUGUCCGGAAACGGUGCGUUUACGAAUGGUAAGGGGCCAAGUCCCGUUUCCGGCUGUCAAAACACUCGAACCUCGCCGACGACAACGGGCUAUAGUAUAGGUACGUUUUACAUUUUGCGCAUUUCUCGGAGAAAUGCACACGCCGUAAACCCUCGUCGCGGAUAUGCCGGCUGGUAGAUUAUUAAUUUAUAAUGAGCCCGCAAUUCAAAAACUGCUGUCUAUGUGUAUAUAGUAUACUGGGUAGUUCACUAAAUGUACUGGCCCCACUAUUUUGGUCAAAUUUUGCAUGUAUUCAAAUUCUGAUUUUUAAAAUUUUUAAGUGUGUAGUUAAAGCCAAUAUUUUCCAAUACUAAUUUUUUUUUAGAACAUUCAAUGAAUCAGCCUGUGGCGAUACCAACGUUGGUUUUUUUAAACGAGAAUCUAUAUAUUCUACUUUUAAUUAUGCGUAGGGAAGAAUAGUGGAACACUAAUGAAACCCCGGCUAUACGGCUACACAAAUUAUCACUUAACUACUUUCCCCCCAACUAAAUUUAAAAAUGCAAGAAUAUCUUGUUAACGGGUUGACGUAAAUUAAAAAUGUCAACACCAACAUUUAUUUAAAUAACAACACUGUCUAUUAUACAAUUUUAAUAUAGGUUCUCGUUGGUAUGGCCACAGCUUACUCCUCAAAUUUUGUGACAAAAUCUAAGUAUUCGAAAAUAUCGGCCCUAACUAUAUUUAAACAUUCCAAAAAUUUGAAUUUGAAUUUAAUCAAAAUUUAAUCAAAAGAAUGGGGUGAAAACGCUUAGUGAAUCAUCCUGUAUAUAUUUGACGAUCGAACGACGCUCGUCUGUCAUCGACGACCCAGUCUAUAAUUUCCGGCUUCUGGUUUUUUCCGUCAGAUUUCCCCCCACCCUUCUCCCUACGACGACGCUGGCACGUUUACACACGUUUCGGUCGUAAAAUCGGAAGUGCCAAUGACGGUGGUGGUGGGCGCGCGUGAUUCCAGAGACGGUACAAUAAUAUUAUUAUUGUAGUUCCGAAUUCUUUUGCGGUUUAUCGCAUUAAUUUCAUAUAGAUAGGUACCGCAUUCGCUCGCGUCGAAAACACUCUUCAUACGGGAACGCUCUUCGUACGCUUUUCUUCGAAAACCGUUUUUUAAUUUCUUUCUUUUUUUUUUCCGCACGCCUAUACACUAUUCUACCGACUGCCGACACGCACGGCUUUUAUAGCUACGGCACGCACACGGGGGCUAGUAAAUUUUAUUUCGAUAUAUACAAGAACCUAUAUUAUAUAGCCCUAUAUGUACAACGAGGCACGGAUUUAACGAUCUCAUUUUCGCUAAUAGGAUAGCACGGCCAACAAAAAACUUUUUUUUUUUUCGAAUUCUCCACGAAAAUAGACAUUAUUGCACUGUAUCGUGUGUGCUAUAACAUGCAGCGUCUUCACGUUUUCAGAUAACACUAAAUAUUUCUACCGGAUGACGUUGGAAUUUUAUUCCAUGUUCGAGAUACGAUAGAGGUAAUCAAAUACACACUUUAGAAUACAUUUCAAAACUUUUACCUAUUUCGGUGCUCGCAUGUGGACUAUAGUUUACUUUUUUUUUAACACCAGAUUUAAUUGUUCUUACAUUUUUUUGUACCUUUUUUUUUUGUUAAACAACUAUUUUUAUAAAUACAGCCAUUUAAAGUUGGUUUUUUUAUCGAUUUUUCAUACAAUUUAAAACAUAUGCUAUUAUGUAUGUGUUAUUUUAUAAUUAUCAUUACAAAUAAUUAUUCUCCUGUAAAAUAAUAAUCUAAAUUCCUCACUUUUUGAAGUCAUGCAUUUUAAAUUUAUUGAAAAAUCAUAUAUUUUAAUCAACAUUAAAUAGUUCAAAUAAUGUUUGAUACAAAAAAAAAAAAUAAGUGAAACAAAGUUACUUGAAAAAAUUUAAAAAAUUCGAAUCUAUAUGUGACUAUUCAAAAAGAGUAAUCUGUAUUGCAUAUUUGCACACCAAAAGGUUGAGCGAUUCGAAAUUUAACCUAAAGUGUUUAUUUCAGAUCCCCCUUAUUAACUAUCACCUCUUGAAAACAGUAUUCAAAUCCAAAAUUUGAAAUAUUUAGUGUUACCUAUAAACGCGAAUACGCUGUAUAUUAUAUAAUAUGUAUAUAUUUUUUUUUUGAAUACUUUGACCAGCCCCCUUUAGGCCGAAUGAGCUCAAACUUGGAAAUUAAAGCUUAUUUUCUAUAAAGACUAUUGAAGAAAUAAAAGUCAAGUUGAAUUUAAAUGUCAGUUUUAACAUGUUGUGCGAGGAGUGUAUAUUUUUAGAUUUGAACACCACUAAUAUCCACUGUGACAGAAUUUUGUGCACGCAUAGCGUUAAUAUAUUACAAGUAUAUCAAGGAUGUAUCUUUGUCGAGGUUCCAUUUCUCAACCUGUAAUUAGUGUGAUCGAAUUUCAAAUUUGUUUAACUUUUGGAAGUAUAGAAUAGUUCUAGUAUAGUAUUAAUUAUAUUUUUAUAUAUUUAGAAAUGUAGUGUUGAUUCUCUGCUGCGCACGAAUCAAGGGUGUUUUUAUUUUUUUUAUCUACUCAUAAACACCGUAAGUGAUUAAUAUAAAACAAUAACGGCCAUAAUAAAUAAACGUAGAAAGAACGGACAAAUUUGCGAAAAUAAUUAUUUUAUUAUUUAUUAUUUUUAAUUUUGUUUUUUUAAUGUAAUUCAGUUCAAAAUAUUCGUAGAGAAACACUGACAGAAAACUUAUAUUUAUUUUUUCUAGACGUAAUAGAAUGUUCAAAGCAUUUCAGCCAUUUUUGGAUUGUUAGAUAUAUAAUUGUUAGAAUAGAUAUUUAAAUUUGCGAGUUUUUAAUGUGAUUUUUGUUUGGUAAGUAUUCUGUGGAUACAAUUUUUAGACUAAACAGAAAUGAAUGUACAUUUGAUAGACGUAAUUUUAUGAAUUGUAGUAAUUAGUAGUAAAAAAAAAUUUUGUAUAAUGUAGUUUUUUUUUUCUCAAAGUCAUAAAUAUUACGGUCUUUCAAAUCAUGUGUAACCAAACUUUGCUCCAAACAAUUUUUCAUUAGCAAUGAUUUAUUGUUGGUUACAGAUAUAAAUUAAAUGUAUCCCGCCUUCCCAACUACCCAUCUACAACAGUGCCCGCACCCGUCUAGUAUCAGCUCUUAUUGGUAUUUACGUUUUGUUUUACCUCAUUACGGAUACGGUGACAUAAACUGAAAAAAAAACUAGUACAAAUAAAACGAAAUAUUAUCAGUAGUGAUGAGUUUGGUGACCACUCCGCCGAGUGAAUUUUGAAAAAGCCGAGCCUUCAUACUUUAACCUUCCAAACAAAAAUCCGCUUCCUCUGUCCAUUAUUGCAAUUUGAAUGUUUUCGAUUACAGCGGUAAAACAAAUCAUUGAAACUUUUUGGAAUUUACACUAAAUAGUUUUAACCUGCAGUAUAUUGUUUUCAAUAAAACUACAAAUUCGGUUUACAUGUUUUAAGUGUGCGCGUUUUAAAAUAUUUUAACUUCAUUCUUUUAUUUUAUUUUUUUCUUGUCGUUAUUGAUUUUCAGCCACAAUCCUAUACGACGUGCCCGUGAGCAUAAUCGUCCUCUUAUCCAUGUUCUACGGGACGAUCUCAGUGAUGGCAGUGGUUGGCAAUGCUCUGGUUAUAUGGAUAGUGUCGUCCAGCGUACGGAUGCAUAACGUGACGAAUCUAUAUAUAGCAAAUUUGGCACUGGCCGACAUCGUUAUUGGACUGUUCUCUAUACCAUUUCAGGUGGGUAGUAGGUAUAUUUUUAUAAUAUCCGUAAUUUAAUACCAAAUUUGCUAAAAUAUGAGAUUUACUCAUUAUAUUUGAUUUUUAUCACGUGCCAAAUAAAUUAAGGUACCUCGUUGCCGUUGAACCACGAAAACGGUAAUUUAAUCCAUCUGCCAACUGCAGCUGUGAAACUGUCUUCAAAACACCGAAGACAAUUUCCGUUCAUCGUUCAUCGCAAGUUUCCAUUUUAUUCACGUGAAAUUCAAUUUUGGGACCAUUUAAAUUUCUGUUUUAGCAGUCGGUCCCUCUAGGACAGGUUUUAUGGAUAAAAAUGAACACAUUUUAUAUAGGAAUAAAUCACGAUCAUUCAGAGUGUUGAGCGGUAGACAGAAAAAUAGAUCAAAAAAUCAGAGUAGCAAAAAUUAUAAUCCUUAGAUGGAUGAGUGAGGUGACAAGAAAAGAUAGGUAAAAUGAUGAGCAUAUAAGAGGUAGUUUGGGCGAGGAAACGGGAAUUAGAGACAGUAAGAAUAUUAUAAUAAAAAUAAUUGUAAGGAUAAGGGGAGGAGAGGAAGACCUCGAAAUAGGUAGUUAAAUGUGAUUGAGAAUAUGAGGACAGUGGGUGUAUGCGAGGACGAUGUGGAGAAUUUAAAAUGUGGUUAGCCAACCCAAAUAGUUGAGAUGAAGGCGAAGUAAAAGAAAAUAGUACCUGUAUCAUGAUUGUUGGAGUCAAUUAGCCAAAAUUUAUUAUUGCGGUUAAACUGAACGUAGAUUGUUAUUUCCACCUUAUACAACGCACGUAAAUUUCAAAUUCCCAAAUAGGGUUUUUGAAAAUUAGCAUUAACUUUUUCGAUUACCCAUAUUCAAAAUGUGUGUGUAUUACUGCUGUUUAGACGUAAAUUUAACAAAAGCUGGAAAGCUGAGGCUGGAGUUUUUGACAAUUAAUAUCCUCUAUCCUUUCUAUAACAUCAAUAAUUAGCAUUUGCAAAUGCUUUUUUCCACUGGAAAAUUAAAUGUACCAUUACUGUGCAUCUGGAUAACGGGAUCAGUUUUAAACAAAUACAAAAAAAUACUAAUAUAUUGGGUUUUAUGAUGUUAUAGUUUCAGGCAGCCCUUUUACAGCGAUGGAAUUUGCCGGAAGUAAUGUGUCCGUUUUGUCCAUUCGUACAAGUGCUGUCGGUGAACGUGAGUAUUUUUACUCUAACCGCGAUCGCAAUCGAUCGUCACCGAGCCAUCCUCAGCCCGCUUAGGUUCGUAUCUUAUGUUCGAAAACCAAAACCAAUAUCAUUAUACUAUUAUAUAUAAAACUAUUUAUUUAAUUGUAUUUUUGUUCAUCUACAGUGCAAUGCCUUCGAAAUUCCGAGCAAAAGUGUCAAUUGGCGCUAUAUGGACGAUAGCUUUCGCUCUCGCAACACCAAUGGCGGUCGCCCUUCGGGUGACGUUAAUCGAAUACGAAGACGAAGGUUAGUAUAAUUUAACUAAGGGAUCAACAAACUGGUAAAUUAACGGAUUUGUCUGAAAAAUUAAAAAUGUUUACAUAAACUACUCAUUAGGUUUCUAAACAUGAGUUUAGAUACCUAUUAUAUUCUCGUUGUGUCCAUCCAUCCGUCUAUCCGUCCUUAGUUACUAGUAGGUACAUAGUUACAAUUUUUGAUUUUCGUAAUAUUAUCAUUGUUAAUUUUAAUAUGAGUAGCUUUAGUAGUAUAGUAUAGUAUAAUAGCUAUAGCUAGUGUAUAAAUGUAUACUAACUAGUAUUAAAAAAAUAUAGGCACAUAUUAUAAACACCUAUUUUAAGAAUUUUUAAAUUAUCCUGUCAACUAUGAAACACAAAUUAAAAUAUUUAAUUUAUAUAGGUAAGUACACUAAACUUUAUAUACUAGUCAGAAGCAGUUAAACGACGAGAGAGAGAAGAGAAUAUAUCCCCCAUGGCCUCAAUUCCUUUUGAUAUUUAUAAUAAUAUAUAUAUAUAUGUAUAUAAUAUAUUAUUUAUUUUAUUAAUAAAACAAUUAUUAUUCUUAUUCUCUCCUUCGUGAUUUAAUCAUUUAACCGCCACAAUUUUUUUUAAAAUUAUACAUAGAAUAAUUAAAAUUAAUUGUUUAAAUUACGUUUAGAAACCGGAAAAUGUACAAGCUCACAAAGUGUACUUUCCUAACAUUUCUUUUUUUAAAAUUGAAACAUUAAUAACUUUCGGGCACAUAGGUCAAAAACUUUCAUGUUUCAACCCAGUAUAUAAUUAUUUCAACACAAAAUAGUGCUAAAUUCAAAGAGUUUUUACAUUUCCUUAAAAAACAAAAAAAUCCAGAACAUUUAUAUUUUCGUUUGCUCCUGAAAUAGUUUUAUCUUAUUCGAAUAAUACUUAUCUCAAAUUCUAAAACCGUUUUUGCGUUUAAGACUGGCCUAAAAGAAAGGUCAGAUCAACAAAAUUUCCUCCCCUACCUUAACAACAUUAUUUUAGUGAACAUUGUAGAAAAGAGGAAAUCUCGAAAAUAAUAUUACAUAGUAACAAGCCUAAAACUAAUUAAAUUAAGUCUACAGUUUUCAUCCGAUACGUUUGCCGGAAAUUAAUAUCACAAUGUUAUCUUCAGUUUAAUAUAGAACGGUUCCUUCCGAACAAUCGCAAUUAAAAAUGUUGUACCUAUAUAUAUUACUUUACGUGUCCCACAGGUAUUUAUUUAUUUAAUGCAGUUUAACCUUAUGAUACUCGGAGUAGUAAAUCUUCGUGGGAAAGUUUGCACUUUGAAAUUAUCUUGGCGCCACCAUUCUUAUUAAAGUUAAUAAUAUAUAUAAGCCGUGACAAGAUUUUUUUUUCAAGAAAAUUUGAAAUCAGUAGUCGGUUUCUUAAUAAAAAAAAAAUAUAUUUCAUGAAAUUUCGCAUAAAACUUAAUGAGAACGAUUUAAAUAUUUAUUUAUUUAUUUAUUUAUAAACGCCAGUCGGCAAUUUGGUGAUUACAUUUAUGAUUUGGUUUACAAGCAAUAGUUUUUAUAAUAUAAUACUAAUAUAAUUCACAGUAACAACGAAAAUAAUGCAGAGACAACAAAAUAUAAAUAAGAUGGUGACAUAUUACCACCCUACAAAAAUAUUAAAUUAAAUAUAAAAACAUUACAACUAUUCGUACAUUUAAUAUUUAUGGUUAAAAUCAAAAUAAAGGUUAUUUAAAUUACGAAGCGUUCUAUGUAAGGAGUGGUUAUUACCGUAGGAUGUACUGUGGGCUAGUACUGGGAAGAGAGAGUGAUGUCUGGAGGGAGAAGAAGAAAACUUACGUUUGAUAGGAUAUGAGGAGCAUUUAUGGUGCCUCUUAAGAGUGAACAAAUAAAUUGCACGUCAGUGUUUUUUCAGCGGGAUGAAAUUAGUGGAAUUUCCAAUAUACUAUAAAUUAAGGAGCUGCCGUGUGAUGGGUGUGCUAUUUUGAGGAUAUGGGCUGCGUAGGAAAAAAACCUAUUUUGGAUAUGCUUGAGUCUUAAUUCAUCUUAGGCCAAGUAAGGACACCAUAAUACCACUCAGUAUUCUAAUAUUGAAUGAACUAACGCGGAAUACAAUAUCCGGAGGCCAACGAGCAGAAGAAAAAUAAGCGGUGUUACGCUUAAUAAAUCCCAAGACUUUUAAUGCUUUACCUAAGGUUACAUUUAUGUGAUGAGAGAAUGAUGACAUUAUGAUGGAGAAGAUGUCAAUGCUUCCUCUUUAUGGCUAAUAUGAGUAGAGUUUUGAUUAACGUUUACAUUUUGCUGUUAUUUCUGAGAAAACAAGAUAAUCAGAUAACGACUUGAUUCGCUUAUAAACCGCAUGGGCUUUCUUUCGAUUAUGAGAUUUUGAGAAUACUAGAUAUCCAUUUAGGGAAUUUAAAAAAUAAAAAUAAUUUAAUGGUAACGAACUUAUUAAUAGCGCUUAGAAGUGCAUCGUUAAAGACAACAGCAGAAUCAUCAACUGAGUAGAGAGAAAAGGUAUUUUUCUAAUCAAAAGAACCCAAAUAUUAUAGCAUAGAUUCAUAAUCAAUAUUUGAAUAAUCUCGAUGUUUAUGAAUUCUUGAGAAGUUAUGGUUGAUUGAACAGGGAAACAUGCAAAUAGAGGAGGGUUAUAUUGCAAAUAAAAUUUUCAGUGCUGUUUAACUACGAAAUAUUUAUUGAACGGUCUUCUUAUAAAUAUUUAUUUUUAAUUUUGUUAUCGUGUAUAACACUUCAUAACAACUUUAUUCAAUUAUUUUGUGACUGAGGCGCAAUUCUGUACGAUCAUAAAAACCUAUAAAUUAUAAGUAAUAUGCCAGUUUCUUCAUUCUAAUCUUCGUCACCACGAUGCACAGCGGUCCUAAAAGAAAAAUAAAUUGAAUUGAACCGUGAAAAUUAAAGUAAAUUAAUACAAAAAAUUUAACGUAAAAUGAAUAUAAAGUAAUUAUAUAAAUUGCAUAGAAAAAUACAUGGUUUUCUAAGAAUUAAUAUUAAAUUUUGUUGUGGUUUUUAAAAAAGAAGUGCAAAAUACUGUGAUAAUCUGUAUUAGAUAUAAUUCUAUAACUCCUCUUAAAGAGGAAUUUAAAAUUUUCAGCUGUGCAUAAAUCUCUGUUUAAAAUUUAAGUUUUUUAAGUUUUAAUUUAGUUUAAUAUGAAUAAAAAUUUUAAGUUGAGUAUAAUUAAGUAGAUAUUUUUAAUAGUAAAAAAGUAUUUUUUUUUUUUUUUUAUAUUUAUAAGCGUUUUAAGCUGACCGCAAGUAUAUGUAUCGAAAGUCGUAAAAAUUACAGAAUUUCAAAACAAGUAUAACCAAUAUUCACUCCUCGUUAGAAAUAAAUUGUUCAUAUUGUCUUUCUAUUUUAUUUGUUUUUUUACCGCUCUUUAAGAAUAUAGACUUUCUAAUUUAAAAUAAACUUUAAUUAUCUUGUAUUCAAAACAUUAAAUGAAAUUAACGGUUUGGAACUUUUCAUUUUUUAUUAAUACCUAUUAAAUUAUUAUAACACUGUAAUAUUUGAUACGGAUAAAAUUAUUAAAUAUAAUAUACAUGGAUAUUGGAUAAAAAAGUGUGCAUCAAACGCAACCUGUUCAAUAACUGUAAUAUUACAGAACCGCGAUAGAUUAUCGAACCUACAGUUUAUAGAACUGUUUACAUGCUGUUUACUACACUAAACAAGUUCAUUAUUAUUAUCAUUUUAGAUUCUGAGGGGUGCGAAAAAGCUUAUGGUAACAAAGAUAUUUAUUUUUUUUAAAUUUUUUUUUUUUUUUUCCUAUGGACAACUUUUGUACCAGAAGUCUUGCUCCGAUUUUAAAGUGUAGCACUUUUUCUAAAAGGAAAUCAAACUGGACAGAUACGUAAAAAAUGUAAUUUUUUGAUUUUCUCAGAAGUUUUCCCAAUAAAUGGAAAAAACAUGGGAAACCGGGAAAUACGUAGGAAAAACGGGAAAAUAGAUACAAUAUUAAACAAAUAUAAUUAAAGAAGAUAUAUAAUGCGUAUGUAAUUAUUUUUACAAAACAACACUAUCAAUUGAAUUCCGCUCAAAAUCGUUUUUUUUGUUAGCAAUGGUUUAUCAUUGUUUACAGAUAUGCAUUAAAUUUCCCCUCUACUACCUUUACAACCUUUCACCAACAACAGUGGCCCACCCACGUAUGAAAUAUGUCCGUAUUUUUAGCUUUUAAUAGGCAUACUUCAUUUAUUAUACUGUCGCCUCUAUUUUCAAUAAUAUUAUAUAGUUACUAUUCGAAAAACUCGAUGCAAUCGAAAGCUAUACAUGGUGAGCGAACGCGUUUUGUCUUACCGCUUUAUCGAAUUUUUUCUUUUUCUAAAGAUUCUUUUGAAAUAUUUAACUUGUGUCAUCCGAACAAAGCGCUCGUCCUGUAAAAGGUGGAACCAUACGCCAUUUUCUUUUAACAGGAGUUAUUUUAUUUACCAGGGGGAGCCAGGGAGGUGCAUAUUGUGCAAACGGGACUGAAAUACCGGUAAUAGAAAUUAAUUAGACCACGUUCUUUAUUUCUCCUCAUAAGCGCGUUUUUAUAAUAUUUUGUACUGUGCCAAGUCUAUUACCUAUGUUACUCUUAUUAUUUUGCAGACGGCCGGAAACUGGUGAAACCAUUCUGCCACAACGUCCGGCUUCCUGACCACACGAUGCUGUCGUAUAGAGUGACGUUGCUGUUCGUCCAAUAUCUGGUGCCCGUGGUUAUCAUCACGGUGGUGUACAUGCGAAUGGCCUUGAGACUUUGGGGGUCACAUGCGCCCGGCAAUGCCCAAGACAGCAGAGACGCCAAUCUGAUGCGGAACAAGAAAAAAGUAACUAUGAUUAUUAUUUUAUUUUUUUUUUGAACAUAAUAUAUCCGAUACUACAUCGUACAUGGAUUUUUUUUUCCAACGAAAUUCAUGGAAAUGCAAUUUCACAAAAAUAAAAUUGUUUAAAAAUAAUUUGCACUGCAUUUACAGAUAGUAAAUAUAAGUCGCAUAAACCAAAUUUAACGAUAAACUGGAUGGAAUAUUAAUACCACAAUCAUUAAACCGACCUUAAGUCCAUCACUGUAGAUUAUUCACUGCAGUACGCACGUCAAUUAUUUUAGGACCCUAAAUUAAGGGUCGAACUUUCCCAAAAUAUAUCGAAUCGGUAUUAAAUAUUAAUCCAACUUACCCGUUUUCAUAUCUGUAUAUAAUAAUAAUUAUAAAUUAAUCAUCUAUUAAUUCACUCCAUUUACCACGAGAAUGGACACGAGAUUUCGACAAAAUUGACUUCCCGCGCUCGUUCGAUAACACACUCAAUAUUCAAUUAUCAACUAUUUUGUACACUUUCGGUAAUAUAGUGAAUUUUAAUCGUAACUACCGUACAAUGGUACAAUGACUUAAAUGCAGUUAUUCACAGACAAAAAAAAAGACAAGUAUACUUUAGGUAACUAAGAUACUUUAGGGAGGUCGUUUUUUGAUUUUCCCAGGAAUUUUCCCAAUAAAUAGGAAAAAACAUAGUCAAACCGAAAUAAUUGUAGGAAAAUAAGUACAAUAUUAGAUAUUUAAAGAAUUAUUAAAGAAAGUAUAUUAUAUAUUAUUUUACCAUAAUACGGCAUACAUAUUAUUGACAAAACAAUACUAUCAACCAAACUUCGCUCAGAAUAGUUUUUUCGAUAGCAAUGGUUUAUCGUUAUAUAUACCUUAAAUUUCUCCUCUUUAUUACCUUCCCAACUUCUCACCAUUAUCAGUAGCUGUACCCGUCCCCAAUAUCAUAGGACAUUUUUUUUUCCUUUGAACCGUGAACCGGAGGAAUAUUAAUUUCCUAUUACAUCCGUGGAUAAUGGACUUAUAGUUAUUUGAAUAUUUGUAUUAUCGUUACUAAUAAUAUUAUACAAACACAGUAAAAUUGUAAGCUGUUAUAUUUUAGAAAUAAGACAAAUCUAUAAUAGUAAAAAAAUGAAAUGUACCCUGAGCGGUCCUUGAGAUAAAUCGCAUUAAAGUAGAGCUUAUCUCAUAAACCGAAAUAAUUGAAAUGCAGAAAAUUUUACUGGCCCUUAGACUAUAUUUAGGUCAAGUUAGGGUAUAAUACUUAUAAUGAUAUUCGGUCUAUGGUAACCUUGUUGUUUUAAAACAUCUUGUUAUCUUUUGAAGGAUUUGUUAUUGAAAAAAAAUUAAGCCGUAGUUAAAAACAUAAAUAAUAAUAAGGUUUGUAUGAAAUCACGUGUGCAUAUUCGACGUCACGUAAUAAAAAUAAUACUCGUAUGUAGAAUUCAAAAACGUUAAAUAAAUAUCCAAACAAAUCCUUUAAAUCACAACAUAUUAAAAUAAUAUUAAUUUUUAAAAAAUAAGUAUACCUGUAUUUACUUAUAUUAUAAUAAUGUUAAAAUAUGGAACAUUGCCAUUAUAGUAUUAUAAUAACAAUAAGGACACGGAAGUUGUAAUGUCGCAUACCGACUAUUUUUGUAUAUAAAGUAGGUAAUACCUACUAGGUAUAUUAUAUUCACUAUUUAGAGCAGAUCUGCAGACCAUAGUCUAAAACCAUUUCUAUACGCUUAUUGUAUUAAUGAGGAGUACAUAAAACGCGUUUUUAACAUAUUAAUAGAAAAAAAAUAAAUACGGACAUACUUCACACCACAGGUGAGCCACUUUUGUAGCUGAGAAACUGGGAAGGUAAGAUAAACAGGAGAAUUUAAUUUAUAAUUGUACGACAUUAUUAAUCAUUACUAACGAAGAACAAUUCUGAGCAGAACUCGGUCAAUAAUAUAUUUAUUUUUCAACAAUGUGCAUUUUCACGAAAACGACUGUUUACAAAAUACUAAAAGACUAAAAUAAUAAAUAAAAAGCCGGGUAACUUCACACGUGGGUGAGGCACUGUUGUAGGUGAAAAGUUGGGAAGGUCGAAAAGGUGAAAUUUAAUGUAUAUAUGUAAGCAACGAUAAACAAUUGAUAACGAAAAAAUAUUUUAAACGAAAUUCUGUUGCUAAUGUUUCUUUGUCAACAAUAAUAUAUAUGUCAUAUUGUGGUGAAAUAAUUACAUAGACAUUACUUACGUAUAUUUUUUUUUAUAAUAUUUGAUUAAUAUUGUACCUAUUUUCCAUUUUUCCUACAUAUUUCCAGGUUUUCCUAUGUUUUCCCGGUUUCUAUCAUUUAUUGGGAAAACUCCAAUUCAAAAAAUGACUUCCUCAUAGUUCAUCCCUAGUCAGAUUUCCUUUUAGAAAAACUACUAUCAUUGUAAAUCUGAGCAAAAUUGCAGGUAGAAAAGUUGUCCAAAGAAAAAAAAAAUCUUUUUAAAACUAUAAGCUUCUUGGCUCCAUUCAGAAUCUAAAACAGUUAUUAAUGACAACCUUAUUUUUAAACUUCUAAUUUCUUUUAAUCUAAAAACCAAUUUUUUUUUUUUAUUAUCUAGAAUAAUAAUGAAAAUUGUAUUCAGGUCAUGAAAAAAACCUGUUUACAGUACCAACUAGAGCCAAAAUAAAUGAAAAGGUCUAUGACAAUAGUGUCAUGUUUUGUUUGGAGCAAGGUUUCUUGGGUAAAACGAACACACACAAUAAUAACAAAUAUAUAAACAUCAUUUUAAAACUAAUAUAUCCCUCGCUUCAAUGUAUAUUUCUAAAUUUUUUUGUAUUUCUACACGUAUUUUAUAUUGAGAGCGUAGCUAGUAUGUAUUAGUUUCACAGUGAGUUUUUUUAUUUUUUUUAUUUAUCUGUGAAUAACUUUUCCACCAGAAAUCUUGUUCUGGUUUCCAAGUAACAUACUUUUUCUGAAAAAAAACUUUAUCUGAGGUGGUUCUUUAAAGAAGUUAUUUUUUUUAUUUUCCCAGGAGUUUUUCCAAUAAAUAGGAAUAAUCGGUAAAAAUAGAAAAAUGUACUAGUAAGUAUUACGGCCUUUUUUUUUUCUAUGAAUAACUCUUCUACUAGAAAUUUUCAAAUGUAUCACUUUUUCUGAAAGUAAAUUUAACUGACGCGUAGUACUUUGAGGCGGUAUUUUUUGAUUUUUUAGCUAUUUUCAUAAUAAAUGGGGAAAACGUAAGAAAAACAAGACAAUUUACUUAGGUACAUGUAUAAAAGAAACUUCACUCCUAAUCGUUUUUCGAUGACAAUAGUUUAUCAUUACUUAAGGAUAUAAAUUAAAUUCCCCUCUAUAUUCUACCUUCCUAUCUUCUCAUCUACAACAGUAACUCAGCCAUCAUGUGAAGUAUGUGUGUUUUUAUAAAUAUUAUGUCAUUAGUUUUUUGGAAAAAAUAUUCAAUGUACUUAAUUUAACCAUAAAUACUAGCAACUGAUACUAAUAUUCCACCAAAAUUUCGUUUAAAUGUUUUUAAUAUAUAAAUUUUAUAACUACAAUGAAAAUUACAAUACUGACAAUAAAAUAUUUUCAAUAUCAAACAAUCGUGAUAAAUUUAACCUCAAAGCUAAUAAAAUGUACAUGAAUCACUGAAUGCAACAAGAGCACAUGUUCAUAAUUUUCAUAAAAUCACAUUCUUAUAGAUUUUUCUUUAGAUUCGACAAAUACAUCGUUCUACGCCAACGAGACAUUUAUCUAGUUUACUGGUAUCAUUAUAAUUUAUUUAUGAUGUGAAUUAUUUCAAUUAUUUUCUUCAAUUUUUUCCAGAAAUAUUAAGUUUGUUGUCUCUCUUAAAAAUUUUAAAUGUGUACAUGUGCCCUUCUUGCAUUUAGUGAUUCCACAUAUGGUUUCAUAGAAUAAAAUAUAUUUAAAUGAAUAAAUGCACUGUAUAAAACCUCAUUAAUUUAUAUUUAUAUUUUUUUAAAAUAUUUUUUAUUACCGGCACGAUUAUUUGGUGUCUUAAAUGUGACUAAAUGUGUCUUAAAUUGUGUUUAAAUGUAAAAUUUAAAUUUAAGAAUUUAUAGGUACAUAAUAAAGCGGUUGAAAACUUCGUUGUUGAAAAUAAUAAAAUACCGAUAUGUAGAAUUUCAAUUUCGUGCAAAUGCAGUAAAACCAAUGAAAUCGAUUUGUAGACAUUACACGUGUCACGUACAUUUUCAAAAGAACAGUAUAAGUACUUUGGUGUACGAAUAGUUGUUCAUUGUUGUAAUGCAAUAUUGCAUACUAUGCAGAACGUUCUUAAGACACGUGCUUACCAUAUUUUAAAAGGAUUGCAAACAGUCCGGUUUUUUUUUUUCUGUACCAUGAAGGCAUAUUUUCUUUCCGUAAAUCCAAUGAAUGAUACAAAUUUAUGAAAACAUAUUUUUAUUCUUCGCCUUCCUAUGCACAACUUAAGAUCAUCGCUAAAAUAUUGAUUUAUAGUUUUUUUCAUAAAAAAACGAGAAUAACAAACAUUAUUUAUAAUUAUAAGAAUAGAAGGAUAGACAGAUUGCGCUCAGACGUCAAUUUAAAUAAAUAAACGAAAAGUGGGAAGUCGUUUUCCCACGACUGAUACAAUAUAGAAUCUAUAUCAAUUUCUUCUAUUCCUUAAUCCCUUUUAUUUACUUUAAAAAUUUUGAUUUGUUCGUUUAUGUAGAUAUAACUGCUAUGAUAGGCCUUAAUAUUGUUAUUACUAGGAAUGAGCUGAUUCUAAAUCUCGGUUUUUCGGUGAUAUCAGUGGCGUAAUAUGAGCUACAUCUUGGGAGAUGAUGGCCCAUUUUUGAAAAUUGUAUAGAAGGAGGAGGGAUAUGAACUUACUAGUUAGUAACUAAGACUUAUUUUCAGAAGGGAAACAAGUAAUGUUUAAAUUAUAAAUAGUCAUCACAAGUAUAAUAUUUAUCUUAAAUUUAAAAAAGACCUUUUUAAAGUAGAGAAGUAUGUUCAGGCAUGGUAGUCGAUACGGGCAAUGUACAUAAAGCUUAAAUAUAAAAACAGUCAGGGGGGGGAGAUUUGAGACCCACCUUCAUGAUCACUUUAAUUUUAAACAUCUGUUCUUAAGGAACUUAAGAAACGAAUAUUUAUAAAUUAUAACACUCUGAUUAUAAUGUUUUAUCGGUUCUAGUUCUUAUUUUUUUAUGUGGUCUCACCGGUUUUGAUAAUUUUUUUUUGUAUUAAUAAGUAUCGAUUUUUUUGGAACAAUGCAUGAUUACUGUAUUCACCAUAAACGCAAAUAGCAUUUAAAAUUUGAAGGGUCUGAAGUCCUGUCUACAAACGAGAAUAAUUUGGGUGUUUGUUACACUCGAUUUCAAAUAUUAUAUACUUUUGCCUUUUUAACUACAAUAGAGCUUACUACACUUAUUUAAAAAUAUACUAUUUCAACUAUAGUCUAUAACAGUAAAGUAUGUUCAGAACUGUUUAUUAAAACAUAUAAUAUACAUUAUACACACAUAAAUACUUCGGUAUUAUUAUUAUUUAUUUAUUUAUUUAUAUUUUGCCUUUAGAAAUAUUCAAAUCAAUGAAAGUAAACAAAUUAUAGCUACGUGAGAUGAUAUAAUUUUAUUUCUGUGAUUUUGUCGAUUCAAAUGCGUUAUAUUGAGGAAAUUAUUCAACUUUGGUGUGGUGCCUAACAGUCAGUAUAACCUCAAUAUUGUCUACAGAUAUGCUUUUAUAUAACUCUUGUGUAAGUAUAACAUUACAACGGCACAAUAAUAGCUCUUUUUGAUUCCCAUAUUAUAUUAUUAUUAUGUACGCUUUUCCCUCUUAUCCUCUCCAAAUUUGAACUUAGUUUGUCCGUUUUGUCGUGCUACAAAUGCAAUAUACCUAAAUAUCUACCUAUAAGUUCUGAAGGAAAUUUACAUAGAAUCUCUCAUAGUACGUAGGGGAAAAGUAGUGCAUCACUAUUCAAACGCUGUACGUGCUGUGCUUCCACGAAAAUAAAGCCUCACUACUUUUUCCCGCACUCAAACUUAAAAGAGGAAUGGGUUAAUGGGUUGAUGGAAAUUAAAAAUUCAAACACUAAAAAUGUAUUUAAGCUAAUAAUCCGUCUAUUUAUGAAACUUGUAUAUAGGUUGCCAUUUGAAAAUCAAAAAUAGGUUGUCGGUUCAAUCCCAGAGUUAAGGUUAACAUAAAAAAUAAUGACACUGUUACAUUUUGGUGCUACUUGUUUCUUAAAUUGUUAAAAAAAAUGUUCCGAAAAAAGUUAAUACUUUACAAGAUAUCACGAUGGUUAUAUCUUCGAGGUGCACCCUGUGUAGGUAUUAAUGACAGAAUAUUAUGUUAUCGUAUAAAAUGAACUAUAAUAUAUAUACCACGAUCAAUAGAUGUUAUUUUAAAGCGAUUUAACGUUGUGUCGUAGGUAUUAUAGCAUCCGUUACGUAUAAAACUCAUAAUAUUCAUAUAGUUUUCGUAAUUUUUAGAAAAAAUAAACAGAAUUUUUGGGUAUAAAGCUAAGUUCCAAAACGUAAUUUCUAGCUGAAUAUUAACUAUUUUUCUACGUGGAUGAAAGGAUAUUUUUUAGUGAAUAUCCACUGUGUCAAUCCCCUCUCUCUUAAAAAAAAUUUUCACAUGACCAAACCUUUUUCUUAACUUCUGGGAUUUUCUCAUUAACCCUUCUCCUACAGAGUAUCUCUUACAUAAAAUAUAAUAUUUUGUUACGAAAUCUACAAAUUCAAUAAUUUACUAUUUAUUUUCUAGAGCACACAGUAAACAAAAUAUUUCAUCCUUCUAUCCUUCUAUCCACUUAGACACAAAAAGUCCCCUUAAAAAUUCCGGAUGAUAAAUAACGAUAUUCGCACAAAAUCACACUAAUAUAUUCAUAUAGUAAUGGUACACUAACGAUUUACAAAUAAAAAAAUUCCGAAAUUUGCAUUUAAGAAGGUACUGACGAAACGCAACAUUAAUUUAUUAGUCUUAAAUUUUAUCUUCGGAACGCAACAGUUCAUUAUGAACUUCAAUGAUUAUGAAUGCACUUUGUAGAAAGUAAUAAGCCGUUCUUAUUAUAUAUUAGAUGCAUAUGAGAUUAAAUUCUUCCGAAAGUAAUUUACUAUACAUAUAUACGCUUUCCACAUAGAACGAAACUAUAUUAAUAUGUACAGGAAGUUUUUAAUAAAAAAUAAAAAUAAUAAAGCACUGUGAUUAUUAUAGUAUUAUACGUGUACUAUUAUGAUAUAUUACUUUAAAACUUAAAACUUCUUUAAUAAAUAAUUGCAUAUAUUAUUUCGAUAGUGCGCACUGAAUCUGAAAAACUGAAAAGGAAAAAAUGCACACGUUUCGCUAAUUAAAACUGAAAACAAUCAUUAGGCAAAGAAAUUUUAAAAACUUAACUUGUGAACUAUAUUAUACGUAAGUAUUACAAGUAAAUAAUAAUAUCGAAGUGAGAAAUGUUUUUAAGUCGGGUUUCCCGAACGACAAUAUUCUAUCUCGAUUAAUAUAUAAGAAGUAAACCUAUCUAUUUAUUUUGUUCUUACCCGUUAAACUAUAUUUCCUACACAAUCUGUUCUGGAAAUGUGAACCAUUAAAAGGGUUCACGAUUUUAAUUAUAGUCAAUAAGUUGUAUUUUCUAGUAGAUUUUAACGAACAACGGUGAAUUAAAAUAACUAUCAUAGUUUUUAAAUGGUUUAAAUGUAUUUAAAUGCGGUCAAUACCAUAGUUAUUUACACCAGUAGAUAACCGGUAGAUCAGUAUGAACAACUGCAAGUCCCCAAAUUGUACUAUCACUUUGAGGUAUAGGUACCUAAUCUAUUUAUUUCUUAGACUACGCCGAAAUUGUCACGUACGAACAAUGCAAGUCAUGUGUUACAUGGUCGACUUAGUAUAUAGUGUCUAAACUAUUUUUUUAAACUUUAUUUUUUUUUAUUUUUAUAUUCAGUGAUCUGUGUGUGCGUUUGGUUUUUUUCGUAAACUUUUUGGCUCAGUGAAUAAACCCGGAUACUUGAUGGGUUUGAGAAGGCUUAGUGUACCACAAAAGAGGUGGAAAAUGUUAAACAUUUUCGAAACUCGUUCAAAUUUAACGUACCUUCCAACCUACCUUCCACCCAAUGCGUUGCUUAACCCCUAAGGAAUAUUAUCAACUUUUUCAUGUACAUAGAAUGAAUUUCAUAUUAUUUAUAUUUAUUGCAUUAAUGAUGCGAAAUUCUGCAAUCGAAGUAUAUACAAAACGAUCGGUUAGUUCGUAAUUUGUUUGAAAUGUAUUCGAUAAGAGUAAAACUAUGUGUAUAUUCAGUUCGUCAAGUUAUUAAAUGACCGUCUAUUAUGUAAUUAAGCUUACGAACUGUACAAGAGAUUACAUUUAUUUUAUUUUUUUUUUUUUUUAUUUUUUUAAUUGCAAAACUUAGUAUGACGAUGACUUUAUUCUGAUUAGUCAAUAGUUCGAGUAAUAUUAAGUCGGGCAAAUUUGUUCGAAAUCAAACAACGAAACUAUAGAAAUCAAUCGAAAAUUCCUAAUCGAAUAGUUUAUGGCCAGUGUCAGUUAUAUCAUAAAUAACCUUGCCUAAUAAUAUAAUAUAUUAUAGUAUUGUGUUGAAAUUUGCGUUUAUUAUAGUGACUUUUUGCCGUUUCUCACAGUCGCUCAGCAUCACGUUUUACAUAUUAUAUACGCGCAAGCACGUAAAAUACUACUGUACGAGUCGGAAUAUCUUAUUACUAUUCUAAUAUUAUUAUUCGAAUAAUCAUUGGAGUCGAAACACUCGAAACGAUUCGGAUCUUGGCGUAUUGAUAAUUUAUUUUAUAAUAUUAAUUCGAUCGCACGGACUCCGACAAUAAUAAAUUCACAAACGGUGUCAUCACUCCUAUUACACUGCACCAUUUCAACAGCGGAUUUCCAAUAUUAUACUUACCUACCGGAUACCUCAUCCCCCCUCCCAUAAACUUAAUGGUUAUUCCUGUGUCCGUGCGAUGUUUAUAAUAUUUGCGUAUUGUGCUAUGUCGAAAAUAAACUUACUUAUCAUCGUAAAUUGUAUUGUGUUGUAAAGUCGGACUGCGAACUGUUGUUAUUCUGGGGCCCAUUCUAACACCGCCAACUCGGGAAUCUCGAUUCGUACCUAAUAAAUUCAGCGACCCGGACACAAAAGUCCGUUUUAGUGGAACAGAGAAUAAUACAAUCAAUUGGCUAUCCCUUUACACUGUAGAUAGUUUAUAGAAUAUUUCGCAUUAUUGACUACCGCAAUUAUGGCUAUUUUAUUCAAAAGGAACACGGAACCGAUGUGUCAAUAUAUUCGUGUCCGAUAAAUAUUUUACUACGAAUUCUGUAGGGGUCAAUAUUUCCAGAAAAAACUUUGGAAAAAACAAAAAACAAUUGUAUACUUUUUGUACGUUGAUAUUUUUGCCUAUCAAAAUAUAAUCCACACCAACAAAAUCGACUGUGCCGGUUUUUCGUAUUCGUGUAAAUAAAAUUACACAAUAAGUACCCGUUAUAUUAAAUUUUCAUUAUCUUCAGGCAUUGAUGUAGGCAGAUAAUGGUAUAAUAUAAAAAAAUAUUUUUUGAAAUACUCAAAAAAUAAUAAUAAAGUAUGCAGAUGUCUGGUUGUUGCACCGUAAAAUUAUUUGUCUACUUAAAAUGUAUACAAAUAAUGUAAUUAAUAUUGCGUUGUUUAAACCUUGUCAUAGGUAGAUGUGUUAAUAACAUAUCUUAUAUUUUCUUUUUAUACACUUUAUAAAAAAAAAAUAAGAUAUAAUAAUAAAUUAAAUACAGUAUGACUAACAUUUGGUGCAAUAACCAGACAUACCCGGAUAUGUCUAGCUGUUACAGACACGGAUCCAGAGCAAAGAUCUGGGGGAGGGCAACAAUUUGUUUAAAACAUACAAAUAUACAAAUAUAAAAUAUACAUAAUGUAUAUUAUUUUCUCUUACAUAUUAGUGAUUGGAAUAAGUAAUAUCAGGAUCUCUAGAAUUAAAAAAAAAAAAUCGUAGAAAUAAUAUAUCUGGGGGCUGGGCCCCUAGGUCCCCCUAGGAUCCGUCCCUCAGCUGUUGCAACAAAAUAAAAACCAGAUAUCUCCAUUCGUACAAUAUCUCUGUAUUUAAUGAUCGAAUUUCUCUAAUUGUUGCACCAAUCGACGUACCUAUAUUAUUUUUAACAAUAAAAGUUGAUAAACUGAUUUUUGCCAAAAUAUGGAUGUGUCUGAUUGUUGCCGCCAGGUCUUCUAUAAUGUAAAUAUUAUAUUCCAUACUGCCCAUACUGUUGUACCGAAAUUAAAAAAAAAAACAAACCAAAAGUUGUGCUAUUUAAAACGUAUAGUUAAAAAAAAAAUAAAUAUUAUUAUUAUUUUGAGUGCAACUAUCUCUUAUAUAUAUUUUAAAAAUUGUAUUAAUUUCAAGGUUACCUAUUAUUCAUUGACUAAUAUAGUCUUCACAACUCUUGAAUAGAAUUAAAUAGAUAUAUUAAAUUUUGGUCGUUUUAAGUAUAAAGAGAGCGAGGUAGUUUUACGCGUUUUAAAGUAAAUGUAUCGCGUGAAAUUAACACAUAUUCGGUGUAUUAUUUCUAAACGAAAGUCAAUGCUAACCCCAGAGAGGGGCAAGUAGAGCGGCCACACAAAGCUCCGCAAAUUAUGUAUUCCGAAUAUCACUUUAUCUAUAAAUAAUCAAUAAUAUUGUACCGAUAUUAAUCAAAUUUCGACCUAUGUACCGAGUGGUUUUCUCAGUACACGGUUUGUUAUCGGUGUAAAUAAAGAUGGGAUCAAUUAUACAUAUUUCCAGGUUACAUAAACGACCAAUAACUAGUUAUCGAAACGAUAACAUCAUAAUCAGAUCAAUAAUAUGUUUGGCUGUUGCAAAAACUACUUUUAUCUUUUAUCGAUUCGACAAAUAAUGACUUAUUGAAUCAAUGAUUUAGAGGCCUGAUUUUGAUUCGAUAAGUAAUAAAAACAGUCCCAUAAUUAUUUAUUGAACUGAUAAUAAGCUUACAUAUUUAUUUUCGCCCGCGCCACCCAGUAGCCGCUCUUUGCUUACUUGUUGGUUAUUGAUUUAAUAUUUUAUCCUGCGGUUAUGCAUUUUAUUAGUCCUUUUUUUUAUUUUUAUUUAUUUAAUAAUGUAUUUAAAUUCAUCAUUUCAAAAGGAUAAUAACAAAUAACAACCGAUUUAUCAUUUAUUGAAUAUACCACACUACUACGACCAAGGUAAGUUAUCAAAUAAUUAUAUUUUAUGCAACAGUGCUGUACUAUAUGGACUCGAUAAAGAUAUUUGCAUAAUAGUUUAUCGAGCCGAUAACAAACAUUAUCGAGCUGCAUUUAUCUAUUGUUAAUAAAAUAUUGAUUGUACCUAAGUACCUACUCAUUUUGUAUCUAAUAUAAAAAUACAAUUUGAUUAGUUUAUGCAUAGGUAUACAAAUUUAGAUUUCAAACAAAACCUUAAAGUUUAUAAAACUAUAUGAAAAUAAAGUAAGUUCGUUCGAAAAUAAAAUAAAUAUAAAUAUAUGAACAUAAAUAUGCAUGUGACCCCGCAAGAAUCUGCACCAGGCCCCGAAAUCUAUCGGGCUGGCAGUAACGAAAGUGUUUUCCGAGAAAAAAACGAUUUUAAAACGAAGAAUCAUACUAUGCUGUCUUCUGUUAAUAAAAUAUCUUUAAUGUAACCGUACAAAUUAAUAAUGCCUGUUAUAAUCUCUAGGCGAGUAAACAUAAUAAUAAUAGUAUUCAACGAUAUUAUCCCGUUCAAUUUAAUGCUGUCACGCGCGAAGGGUAUCGAAUAGUCAAUACGGUUCGUUACGGAAAUUAAUACUCAACAGUCAACACAAGUAUCACUAUAAUAUAUUAUGUAUAAAUUUGAGCAUUUAUUAUUUUACGUGACUUAAUGUUAUAGCUUACAUUCGUACUUAUAAAAUCUGUAAAUACGCCUACAUAAUAUAUUAUAUCAACAAUUACAUUAAAACUGUUAUAAUAUAUUAUUAAGAUAAACUAAACGUGAUAUUUUGAAUGUGCGACGUAAAAAUCAAGUUACAAUAACGUUAUUUAAUAUUUUGUGUGUUGAUAAUGGUAAUAAUAAUAAUAAUAUUUACUUCUCAAUACAAUAGCAAUAUACAUAAAUUAUCUUACAAAAUAAACCAGCUCAUACGCAUAUCUUGUGAUAAGGAAUGGUGUGUUUAAAACGAGAGUAUAAUGUAAUAUAUGCAAUAUGUAAUAUAAACAAAAUAAUUACAAUAGUAGGUAGAUACAUUAAAUUAACAUAUUAAAUAUUAUAAACAGAGAAAAAAAAAAUGAAAAAACUAUCAUAUAAUAAUAUUAUUAAGGUCUAAAGAGUAUAAAAUACUAAAUAUAAUUGUUUUUUUCUCGAUGAUUUAAGACGAGAUAUUAAUAUUAAAUUUGUCGCACAAAACAGUUUCAAGAAAAAUAACACUUCUCUGACUGAAAACAUUUUUAAAACUAAUUCAAUUAAGAUUAGUUAAUUAUUUAUAACUUGUAUUAUGCUCAUGUUUAAUGGUAAAGCUAAUGAUGUCCAUUUUUAAUAAAUGGGUAAAAAUGUUUAAUUAAUAUUUCAUAGAUAUAAGAUGAAUAUUACUUAUUUGAAUAUUUGUAUUCAUUUGCAGGAUAAUAUUCCCCGCUAAGCAAGCUCGUGUAAGGAUACAGACAAUAAUCCUUCACAUAAUAACAAAUAGUAAUCUUAAUACAAAUAAUAAAAAAAAAUAGAGCUGAGGACGGAUGCGGCCACUGUUGUAGGUGGAUAGUUGGGAAGAUAGGAUACAUAAAGUUAUUUAAUUUAUAUCUGUAACUAACGAUAAACCAUUGCUUUAUUUUCAUCAAAAUCUGAUUUUAAAACUCUUAUAAAAAAAAUAUAUAUUUACUACAUUGGUACAUGAUACACAAUAUUUUCUUUACCAUUAAGUACAACGUAUAAUGAAAAUACUGUUAAAUUUUCAAACAUUUCUGUUUAGUCUAACAAAUUUGUCCACAGUAUAAGUACCUUGGUACCAAAUAAAAAUUAAGUAAAAAAAAACUAGCAAAAUGUAAAUGUCUAUAAAUAACUCAAAAAUGACUUAAAUAUUUUGAAGGUGUAAUCACGUCUAGAAAAAACAAUUACAAAUUUUCUGUCAAAUUUUCAAGUUUCUACAAAUAUAUUAAACAAAUUUAUAUUCAAAAAACAAAAUUUAAAAUAAUAACAUAAUUAUUUUCGUAAAUUUUCCGGUAAUUUCUAUGUAUUUUCGGUUUUGUCCAAUUAUUUAAAUAACUACAAAGAAAAUUAAAAAACGACUUUCUCUGUUAAUGGCGAAAUAUUAAAAGGAACAAAAUCAAUCUCUAGUCGUUUUACGAUUGAAGUAAUAUUUCUGGUACAAAACAUUAGUUGCAAAAAUUAAAAACAAUGAAAACGAUAAAGCUGCAACACACCGUAAAUAUUUGCCAUUUUACUUAUAACUUUAUUUUAGGUUUUUUCAAUUAUUUAGAAAACCCCUUAGAAAAUCAAACAAUUACCAAUUAUAACGUGUUUUCGUACCAGAAGUUCUCACUUCUCUAUAGCAGGCAAAAUAUUAGCGCCUACACCUCAUGAAAAUAAAAUCUUUUUUUUUUUUUGAGUACCUACCUAUAUCAUGUAUUUAAACAAAAUAUAUGCCAAUCAAAAUCAAUAGAAACGCGACAUAAUGCGUACAAUGUGUUGUUUCGUUAAAGUUUCGAUCAGACCUUAAAGUAACUCGAGAACAUCAUAAAAUAAUUUGUUUAUAUUGCUUGUUAGUAAAACCAUGUAAAACUAACAUACUUAACGGUAUAUACAAGUAUAAGUAGUAUACAAGUUCGCGAGCUAAUUAAUUCUGUUCCCACAUAAUGUUAUAGAAAUUAAUACUAUCUAGCGCAAAACAAACAAAAUUAAAAUGUGUUAUGUUUAUUCAAUCGAACAAUCCGGCUUUUUUGUUUUAAUAUUCUUGAUUUUUAUUUAUUUAACAUUUAUAUAAGUACCAUAGUUCUACCAAAAACAUUAUUAUAUUAUAUUUAUAUUAUGAAUAUAAUAUAUAGUUUCGUGUAGGUGGUUAGAUUCACUACGAUCAUUUAAAAAUUAAAAUUUUUUUUUUUUUUUUGGACCAUGUUCAAAAUUCUGGUUUUACAUAGUUAUUAAAAAGUUUUUAUUAUUUUUCCAUUUCAGGUAAUAAAGAUGUUGGUCAUUGUCGUUGGAUUAUUCGUACUGUGCUGGUUACCAUUACAAACGUAUAACGUGCUCCAAGAUAUAUUCCCGUCGAUUAAUCAGUAAACGAUACAUUUUAUUUUAUCGAUUUUAUCAUACAUAACAAAAAUGAUUUAAUGAUUAUACGGUUUAACAUUUAUUUUAGGUUCCGUUACAUCAACAUCGUAUUCUUUUGCUGCGAUUGGCUAGCAAUGAGUAACAGCUGUUACAACCCUUUUAUCUAUGGAAUAUACAACGUGAGUAUACAGCAGUGUAUAUUCCUACCAUUCCUAACCAUUAAUUGUGCAAUAAAAAAACCGUAUUGCACAUUAAAUUUAUUAAAAACAUAAAAUAUUACGCGUCUAAUUUGCAAUAAACUUUAUACAGUCAGAAACAUAUUCGUUUUAUUAUCGUACUCUAAUCCGAAUUAAUUUACUUCAAAAUUAAAUUAGGUACCUAACUCUAGUUUGAAAUAUUUUUAAUUUGUAUCGUUGAAAAAUAAAGUAUUUAAAUUCAAAAUGUUCAAAAACCAUAAUAACAUUACAACAUUUAUAUGAUAAUUUACAAGUUACACAUAAUAAUAAUAUAUUAAUUCUAGGCACAACUGAAACUAAGAUUUUGAUAGUUUUUCUUAACGUUUUAUGAGGUUCAAAUCUUUUUCGAUUUCAAUUUUGUAAUAAACGCUAGUUUUAAUUAAGAUAGUGUUUUCUCGGAAAACACUUUUUCCUUUUUCGCUUAGUAUAAAUUACUUAUUGGGCUGUCACUCUAAAUGUGGAUUUCCCAUCCAGUGUUGUAGGUGGGUACCUUUAUUACUUUAGGUACUUAAUUUAAAAAAAUUUUCUAGAUUCCCAACAGUUUUCUAUAAAAAUUAAAAUAACUGACAAUUGCAAAUGACGAUACAUUUGUUUUAUACUUGUUAAUUUUCAAUUUACCUGUAAUAUUACGAGGGGAAAAACACAACUAAUACUAUAAUCUACGCCGUCUUACAGUAGAUUCUACUGUAAGAUAUCAACGAGUCCCACUUAAAAUUGUUUUUUAAUAGCAAUGAUUUACCGUUGCUUACAGUAUUUUCAAAUACUGAAAUGACUAAAUUACGCUACAUCAAAUACACCUUUUUAACUUCUCAACUACAAUAAUUGUUAUUAAUUAUUAAUAGUAGUUAUCUAUCAUAACGCGGUGCAAAGUAUAAUUGUUUUUUUUUUUUUAAAUUUCCAUAGACAAUUUGACAAUAAUAACAACAAUUAUAUCAUCAUAAUUAUAUAUUAUUAUUAUUAUUAUAUUCGCCGUAAUAUUCAGAAAAUUAUUCAGAAUAUUUGGAAAUUAAAAUUGAAUUUGUGUUCAACGCACUCAUAAAUUUUACUGGACCAACGUCAAUUGUAAUUACCUGUUACCUAUAUUUAUAUUAUUAAAAGAAAGCAUUUAAUUAUGAAAUAAAUUAAUUAUAAGUAUAAAUAUAUAAUGGCUAUUACUUAAUACAAUAAUAAAUUAUCAGUCUGCUAUGUAUCAUAUAUUGUUUUACAUUCUGUCAUAACGAUUCGCAAAUUAAAUAUACAAAACGUUUUUCAUUUCUUUGUAAUUAUGAAAAAUGCAUUAUCUUCUCGUAAUAUUCUAAUUUCGCGUUUCAGCAUUUCAGUGUUGAUGACUUUUUUUUAUUUAAAUUUCGCAAUAUUUAUACAAAAAAAAAAAUUGGCGAAAUUGACAUUAUUAUAAUAAAAUAAUGGUAUAUAAGUAAAUUACAACAAAGAUAAUUGCAAUUCAUUUUAAAUUAUGCGCUUUCUUAGUGGAUUCCUACACUUGCGUACAAUAAAGGAUAAAUAUACUGAUACUAUAAUCCCCUCCAAAAAGUACUUUAGGCCGCAUAUUUUCAUUUAUUUUUUUUUGGGAGGGGAGAUGGGCUGGGAGGAAUUUGUCACUGCGUGUAAUUAAUAAAAUAUAUUAACAUAUAAUUAUGUUAAUUGUAUGGAACUAGAACAGCUAAAAAAUAUUACGUUUUCCACCUACCCACAUCUUGCAACAACUGGCACCGUACAAGUUCCUCAAAUAUCUAUUUACGCCGGUGCAAACAUAACAGUGGAUAAAGGUAUUAACUAAACAUUCGCAAUUCGUCACAGAUAUUACGGGCUGCACACUUGUUUGAUACUGUAAUAAUCUAUACAGUUAUGUGUUUGUACGAAAAUAUAAACGGAUUCACCCGUAUCAGUUCAUACGUACCUAUUCGGGUACAAGUACAAAUGUCAAAUUCUGACAAUAACACAUUAUUAUUUUAUUAACUGAUCAUGUAUCAAUAUUAUACAAUAUCAUUAAUCAAUUUAUAAAACCUCAAAAUAAUCGACCGUAUUAUUUGCUAACUAUUAUUGUACGGCGAUCCGUGAUACGUCAAUAAAAUACAAUAAAACGCAAUUUCGAAAAACAUAAACAAACGACACCCGGUACCGGUAUUCAAAAUUUCGAACAUUAUUUUUAACAUCUCAAUUAGGGACACAGCCGGUCAACAGAACCGCAAUCGAAUCCGAUUUUUUUUUAUUUUUUUUUAUUUGAUUUCAAAUAACGGCAGGUACAAAACAAAUGUGUAAAAUAAAGUUAGAACAAUCGGACUCUUUCAAUAACAAACGUUUCUCCAAAUAAUUUAACAUGGACGUAGCGGGGUGAGUGUUCCUCUUUCCGGGCAAAGAAGAAAAAAAAAACUAAUAACAAUUAAAUGUCUCGGGGCCGGAGUGCGUCGUGUCAACGUCUUUAUCCGCUGUCCCCGAGCCCUCCCCUCUCACGAUACGGAAAGUACAAUUGCACGCGUUAUAACGCGCGCCAACACCGUUACAGGAGAAAUUCAAACGGGAAUUCCGCAUAAAACUGCGUCAUUUCCGGCGCGGACGUUUCGGGAAACCCAACGCGAGUCACGGGAGGUCCGCCUCGUGCCGGUCCACCACGCUGUCGGAAUGGAAACGCGGGUAUUCGACGCGCACCCACAGGACCAACGUGAACGGGUGCGCGGCGGCCGCGGCGGCGACGGCGGCGGCGGCCGAGUGUUCGCCCAGACGGGACGAACUGGAGAUGUACGUGUACAAGUCGGGCAAGAUCACGUUGGUCAAGUGCGGCAGUCAUUCGGACCUCGAGGAACUGUGCCUGUGAACGGCGCCGCGUACAGUCGAACGCCGACCGAACGAAACGCGCCCCACACAAUAAUGACGUUACAAUAUACCGAUCGUUGUAAACGCCGCGUGUAAAUAACCAUAUUGUUGCUGGAUUUUUUUUUUUUUUCUAUACGUGUAAAAUAAUUUCGAUUAUUGUUUAUAUAAAACCGCGUUCGUGUGCGUGUAUGUGUAUAAAUAUAUAUAUAUAUAUAUAUGUAAAACUAGCCGUGUAUACAGUGUGCCCUAUAGUGUUAUCCGAACGCCAAUAACUCUUGUCCGCGUGCAUUAUUUUUUCUUUCCAAUCUGGUUUUGUGUACGGGUGAAUACGAAUGUAGAGGAAAAUUAAUAAUCACUGAAAACAAAAAAUGACUACUUUUUCACUUUUUAAAAUUUUCAAAAUAGCCAUUUCGUAAAAUAUUUUAUUGUUCCAAAAAUGUAAACGUAUAUGCACUCAUAUUCGAUUUAUAGUUUCUUAUAGUGGUUUUGAUGUAUAGAAAAUAAGCGUGAAAACAAUUUUAUUAAUAUUCAAUAGAAGAUAAAGAAUUACCGUGCAGAUUGUGAUUCCUCAUCGCGCAACAUGUUAUUCUAUUGAAAAUUACCUAAUUGUUUUUAUAACAAUUUUCUAGGAAUUUCAAAUGUUCAAAAUAAGUGAUUAAGGUAUGAAAAUAAAAAUUUAAUUUUUUCCGUAUAUUUGUGUCCCCCCGACACAAAACCCGAUUGAAAAAAAAAAAUAAACAUUGACAGAGUAAUUAGCACAAGGAUGACACUGUAAGACACUCUGUAUUGCAGAUUGUCCUAAAUAUAUCGUUUUACAUUCGUAUAAUACUAUAUCAUAUCAUAUAGGCGGACGCCAGACGUUCCGUAUUAAAAAUUACGAUAAUAUUUUGUCCUUUUUUUUCAAAUGCAAUAAAUGUCCCGACACCAGUCUCUUCGGCACACCAAAAUGUCCCAUAUUAUAUCCCUUUUUUUGUUCGGU